AGCCUUUUGGGCUCUUGAGCAGUUUUGUUUGCACAUGCGCAGCAUGUUACAUGGCGAAUGUUCAGUCCUUUUGAUGAGACUGGCAUUGGCUACCUUUGCUUUUGGAGUAGCAGCUAAGCCUGCUAAGCCUCAUAUCAUCUUCCAUGUGAUCGACGACUUCGGUUGGGAUGAUCCUGGUUUUCGAAACCAUCAGAUUCACACACCGGCCCUGGACAUGUUUCACCAGCAGGGCAUCACACUGGAUCAGUACUACGUCCAGCCAUCCUGCUCCCCCAGCAGGGCCACCUUCAUGAGUGGCCGGAUGCCCCUGCACACAGGCAUCAACGAUUGGAUCCCCAACAAGGCCUAUGGAUUGCCACUGGAUGAAACCACCUUGCCACAACUGCUUGGUUCGGCAGGCUACAAGUGCCACGCCGUGGGCAAGUGGCACUUGGGAUUCUUCAGGACAGAGUACACACCGACAUUCAGAGGCUUCGAGUCCUUCUACGGCUUCUACGAGGGAUCGGAGGACUAUUUUAAGCAUACCAAAGAUGGCGGCUUUGACUUGCACCGGGAGGCUCAGCCGCGCUGUGGUCCUGGCUGCACCACGCUGGCCUGGGAGGAUACAGAUCAGUACUCCACCAACCUCUUCGCCGAUGAGGCCCUUCGAAUCAUUGAUCGACACAAUACUUCAGAGCCGCUGUUCCUCUACCAAGCCUGGCAAGGUGUCCAUGACCCCAGACAGGUUCCACAGCACUAUGUGGAGCCCUACGUCCAUCGCAUCCCAGACCUCAAACGUCGGGAGUUCGCCGGCAUGGUCUCCGCGGUGGACGAGGGCAUCGGCAACAUCACGCGGAAGCUCCAGGAGAAGGGGAUGUUGGCCGAUGCGGUGGUCAUCGUCACCACGGACAAUGGCGGCCCCAUCGUGGACUGCGCUGGCAUCGGCGCUUCGAACCUGCCCUUGCGAGGUGGCAAAUGCUCGCUUUGGGAAGGAGGUACGCGCGGUACCUCCUUGCUUUUCGCGCCAGGAUACGUUGAGCGAAGCUUCACCUGGCAGGGUUUGAUGCACGGCGCUGACUGGUUGCCAACCCUGGUGGAAGGGGUGGCAGAUGAAAGGAUUUGGGCCACCAAGCCUUUAGAUGGCAUGAACGUUUGGCCACAGCUGAUUGGAAACCGGUCUUCGCCCCGACAGGAGCUCUACUAUGGCCUGGCCGACUCCCAGGUGGGCCACCAUGGCCCCGCCUUACGCGAGGGGCCCUGGAAGCUGAUUGUGGGCACUGGAGGCGGCUCUGGUGAUCAUCCUCACUGGUGGAGGAACUUCUCCAGCUCUUUGGGGCUUUCGGAGGAUCAUCGACCUCGGCUCUUCAACGUGCAGGAAGAUCCCUCCGAGCGCUGUGAGGUCUCAGACCAGGAGGAGCGAGUGCGUUCCAUGCUCUCGAAGAUCCAUGGCUACCAGGCCACCGCGGUGCCACAACGCCAGGGUGAUCCGCGCUGUCCGCCCUUCGCGCCCUUGCGGUCACCGCAAGGUCCAUACCUGGGGCCUUGGUGUGAUGACGCUCAACAAGAAGUUGUCGUCUAGGCCGAUCCGAUGUCCUGGACUUCCGCGCCACCGCGCACAGGCCGCUUCCACCCGGCUCCGCUGGCCCGGCGGAAGCGGCAGAUCCGACGACCUGCGGCCGAAGCGGAAAAGGGGCGCUGCGGAGCUCAGAGCCCCCGACCCGGC
Molecule: messenger RNA, 1702 nt
Organism: Durusdinium trenchii
Lineage: Eukaryota; Dinophyceae; Suessiales; Symbiodiniaceae
Source: the annotation of a GenBank genome assembly